Messenger RNA from Podarcis raffonei (Aeolian wall lizard), 954 nucleotides. RefSeq names its product monocyte chemotactic protein 1B-like. Gene Ontology annotation, molecular function: chemokine activity; CCR chemokine receptor binding. Gene Ontology annotation, biological process: lymphocyte chemotaxis; G protein-coupled receptor signaling pathway; positive regulation of GTPase activity. The coding region runs from base 174 to 479 and encodes 101 amino acids. Lineage: Eukaryota; Metazoa; Chordata; Lepidosauria; Squamata; Lacertidae. The record is from RefSeq and is a predicted model, not a curated record. The transcript is spliced from 4 exons. Gene Ontology annotation, cellular component: extracellular region.
UGUGUGCAUGUCCUUCUCCUCCCUCCCCAUCUACAAGAAGGUUCAGCUGUGGAGGCAGACGGGAGAUCCGUGCAGCACUGAGAGCAACUGACUCGAAGGAGAAAGGUAGGAGGAAUCUCUAGCAUAGCAGAUCCACAAAUUCACCUUGGAAGAAGAGGAGACUACAAGGCAGCAUGAAGACCUCUGGGGCUGCCCUCAUCUUCCUCCUUCUUGUGGCUAUUCCAUCUGUGGUAUCCAAAAAUUCCUGCUGCGUCACAUAUGCCAAGAAACCAUUCCCAAAGCACCAGAUAACGGACUAUUGGUACCUCACCUAUCCAUGCAAGCGUGAUGCUAUAGUAUUCAAAUUCAAGAAUGGUAAGUUGGGCUGUGCUAAUCCAGACGACGAAUGGGUGCAUGAUCUUGUGGCACAUGUGGAUAAGUUGUAUGAACGCCCUUCUCCUGGCAACUACAGACCCCUCAGAAGGAAAAGGAACCCCUGAACCUCAACAACUUCUUUGCUGUUUUGGUGAACUUGCUUUCUGCCUAUCUCUCUCCACCUUCAAAAACAAAAUGACUCCUUAAUGGCUGGACAGAGUCUUCAUCCAAGGGUCUCUGUGGCUAUCAAGGGAGUUUGUCAAAUGCCCUUUUCUUAGUUAAGUGUACUUGCCUGGCAUAACUGUCAUUGUUUCAGGGUUUCUGUUCAUGCAAACAAUUGUCUAUUUACAAGCAGUUUUGAAAGACCAACAUGUAGUGCAGGACAAAUCUAGUUCCAUACCCCUUAGUGCAUGUGAUUUACAUACUAACUACCAGGUCUACCCAAAAAACAUUUUCGCUUCUACACUGAUGAAAAAGAGCUUGCGAACAUAUAACUGCUUCAUAUUGUAUACCUGCUUCGGCUACCUGCCCUUCCUCUGCUCUGAGUAUGCUUGCAGAUCAGUUCUCCUGUUGGCUUCCGAAAAUAAAGAUGCAAACUGC